This is a messenger RNA of Equus quagga, 1713 nucleotides long. RefSeq names its product butyrophilin subfamily 3 member A1-like. The record is from RefSeq and is a predicted model, not a curated record. Gene Ontology annotation, molecular function: signaling receptor binding. Gene Ontology annotation, cellular component: external side of plasma membrane. NCBI's taxonomy places the organism in Eukaryota, Metazoa, Chordata, Mammalia, Perissodactyla, Equidae. Gene Ontology annotation, biological process: regulation of cytokine production; T cell receptor signaling pathway.
AUGAAAAUGGCAAGUUCCUUAGAUUCCCUUCUUCUCGACCUCCUUGUCUGCCUCGUCCUGGUCCAACUGUUUACCCCAUGCUCAGCUCAGAUUUCUGUGAUUGGACACCCUGAGCCCAUCCUGGCCAUGGUGGGUAAAGAUGCUGAUCUGCCCUGCCAUCUGUCGCCGAAGAUGAGCUUGGAGACCAUGGAGCUGAUGUGGGUGAGAUCCAGCCUUAGGCAGGUGGUAUACAUGUAUGCAAAUGGGCAGGAAGUAGAAGACAUACAGAUGGCAGAGUAUCGAGGGAGAACUUCGAUUUUAAGAGAUGGCAUCACUGAAGGGAAGUCUACUCUCCGAAUUUACAAUGUCACAGCCUUUGACAAUGGAAACUAUGUGUGUCAUUUCAAAGAGGGCAACUUCUCUGAAAAAGCCAAUGUGGAGCUGAAGGUUGCAGCGCUGGGUUCUGAUUUUCACAUUGAAAUGAAGGGUUACAAGGAUGGAGGGAUCCAUCUGGAUUGCAUGUCCACUGGCUGGUAUCCUCAGCCCCAAAUACAGUGGAGAGAUGCCAAAGGAGAAAACAUGUCAUCUGUGUCAGCACCUUUGGAGUUGGAUCGUGCAGGUCUGUAUGCAGUCAUGGCAUCUGUGAUCAUGAAAGGCAGCUCUGAGGAAGGGGUAUCCUGUAUCAUCAGAAAUCCCCUCCUCAGACAGGAAAACACAGCCUGGAUUUCCAUUGCAGAUCCCUUCUUCUGGAGGGCCAAGCCCUGGAUAGCAGCCUUUUCGGGGACUCUGCCCAUCAUGCUGCUGCUUCUCGCAGGGGCAGGUUACUUCCUGUGGCAACAACAGAAGGAAAAAGAGACACUGUUUCAGGAGAAAGAGAGAGAGAGAGUGGAAAAGGAAACAGCACGUACAGAAAAGGCACAGGAACAAAUAACAAGAGAGAAGCUGCUGCAUGAAUUCAAGUGGCUACAGUGGCUCAGUUGUGGAGAGAAGGCUCAGGCCUAUGCUGAAUGGAAGAUGGCCCUCUUCCAAGCUGCGGAUGUGAUUCUGGAUCCAGACACAGCAAACCCCAUGCUCCGUAUAUCAGAGGACCUGAGGAGCCUAAACCUGGCAAAUGAACCGCAGAAUGUUCCAGAGAAUCCUAAGAGAUUCGAUUUGCAUAACUUUGUGCUUGGCUGCAAGAACUUCACAUCAGGAAGACAUUUUUGGGAGGUGCAGGUGGGGUACAGGAAAGAGUGGUAUGUCGGGGUGUGUAGGGAGAACGUGGAGAGGAAAAACCCAGUUUAUAUAGCACCUGAGUAUGGAUUCUGGAUUAUGAGGGUGCAUAAUGGGAAUGAUUAUUGGGCUUUCACUGAGCCCCGGAUGAACCUGACAAUUGCAAACCCUCCUCAAAGACUGGGAGUUUUCCUGGACUAUGAGACUGGAGAGAUCUCAUUCUACAAUGCCGUGGAUGGAUCUCAUAUCUAUACCUUCCCACACAGCUCCUUUUCUGGGCCUCUGUGGCCUAUUUUCGGUAUUCAGAAAUGGGAUCCCACUGCCUUGACUAUUUGCCCAGGUUGACCUGUGCAGGGUUCCCUUCUUCCUGACCUAGUGUCUGACCUUUCCCUGGAGACCCCAGUGAUCCUGGACUCUGCUAAUGGGAAUGGGGACCCUGAGGCUGAAGUAACAUUUUUGCUUCUCUCUUCCCAGCCUGGAGCUGAGGGCCUCUUCCUUAACAGCAACACAUCACAACAAUAA